Messenger RNA from Melanaphis sacchari, 5700 nucleotides. Its product is annotated as serine-rich adhesin for platelets. NCBI's taxonomy places the organism in Eukaryota, Metazoa, Arthropoda, Insecta, Hemiptera, Aphididae. The transcript has 8 exons. The record is from RefSeq and is a predicted model, not a curated record. The coding region runs from base 1009 to 5616 and encodes 1535 amino acids.
GGACCCGACGCAUAGCUAUAUAACAUAAUAUUAUAUCACAUGCGAAGGCGAUACGAUAAUAAAUUAUACGGUGCACACUAUUGUGGUUCGCUUGCGACAACAUACUCACUAUUGCCUAACAUAUGACUUUGAAUUUUUUUUCGUCGUCGUUGUUUUUCGUGUGUUGUUCGUUUUGGAGGCCGCUUGAAAUUUUUUGGCACGGCCGCCGCCGACCGUUAAUAGUCGCACAUUUAACGCCGCGCGGCGACAUCGCGGUUUUCGACACUUAAUUUUUAUUUUGUCGUUUAACGCGCCUUUUAAGACGUUUUUAAUUUUUAAUUUUUUUAUUUUUUUUAAAAUUUUUUUUUAUUAAUAUUAUUUAUUAGUAGUGUCGAUUACAGCAGUCCGUCAUUGUAUGAUAUAAUAUAAUUAUUUUUUUUGAUUUUCAGCGGUUCAGAAGUCUUCAAAGCUGUACCUACUCCAAUAUUCAUACUAUUGAUAUUAUAUAUGAUAUAUUUAUAUUAUAAUAUCAUACAACAAUAAUAAUUAUCGUGUUUUAAUUGAUCCGUUGCAUUUAUACAUCAUUUCUGACCGAUGUUUGUGUUUCAGGUGUAUAGAACGGAAAACUGCACGACUUGUUUUUUCAAAUAACCAAGCUGUAUUGUGUAGCUGCCGUUGGCUUUUCGUCGUAUAAUAAAUCACACACGUUUCUACCUUAACACAUAACAUAAUAUUAUAUUAAACAUAUAAUAUUAUUUCAUAGUGCACCAAUUCUACACGCUGUCGUACUAUUUGUGGAAAUCACUCGCAGAGCAGAUUUGAUAUAAAAUUAUUAUUUUAAGCUAUUUAUCGUAUUCGUAGUUGUUUUUAAUAUUACUUAUUAAUAUUUAUUGUAUAGUUUCGUAUUUAUACUAGCGAUUGACAUUUAUCUGCAACGCGGUUUACACGCCGUUAUUCGUAGGUCUUAUGUUUUUUCAACGAAAACGUUUUGUUUUUGAUUCAGCUGCUGUGUAAUCAGCGGUAUCGGCGAUGGCAGACCAACAACAGGAGCAGUACGAAGAGCAGCACAGACGAUGGUACACCGAGUGGAUCCGCAAGCAGUACGACGGGCCGGGCUGCCGUGCCAAGAUAGUCGGUCGGGCCAAGUACGAGCAAAUAGUGCGCGCUGUCAGGGGCGAGUUGCGGCGCGCGGCGGACAAUUCCAAGUUCCGGUUCUGGGUGCGAGCCAAGGGGUUCCGGAUGGGAAGACCGAUGUCAUCGGGUGCGGCGGUGCAACCAGACGAUUCGGACGUUUUGUACGUGGUGGACACCAGGAACAGUGGUACAGCGGUCGCGGAAACGGUGCAGACGGGAAGCGGAUCCAGGCAGCAGCAGCAGAAGCAUUUUAGUUACAAGAAGGUGGCCGUGGUCGACGAGUUCUUCGACAUAAUAUACAGGGUACAUUGCAGCGGUGGAGGUGUUUCAGCGCGACACUCUGGACAAAAGCGUACGCACCGGAUGAUCAUGGAGACGUACGCUUUUCUACCAAGGGAGGCAGUAACUGCCUUUUUGAUGGGAUGUCCUCAGUGCAGCACUAGUAAUCCUACACCGGCAUCUACAGUUGACGCAUCCGUUGACAAUUUACAACAGACUCCACUUGCCGUUACUAACGUUGAACUUUUUCACUGCACUAACAUAGAGCAAUGGUCGUCAUCAAAGUUCGCGUGUUCCACUCCGGUGAAACAGAACGAAGAGAGCAGCAGUGCCGUAAAACCGGAAUCUGCGGGUGGUACGCAUCCGAUUGUCGCCACUGAAAUAGCCAUGGGGGCCGACAAAGAGAACGUUACGGAUAAUGAAUGCCAAAUCGCCGUGGCCGCAACAACGAAGGGCGGUAAUAAACGUAAACGUACAGUCCCGUUAAAACGUAACAUUCGACAGCCGUGCCAAGUCAUAGAAGUCGUCGACGCCGCUACCACAACAGUCGGCAACUCAAGCUCGGGUAGUAGCACUUUGAAAAAUAGUAGCAACAGCAGUUGCACGCUAAUAUUGUCGUCAUCGUCAUCGUCGUUGUCGUCCCGUACGGAAUCGGGUAGUGGUGUCAGUAGGACGAGUGGUGGCUGGUGGUCAAAAUGGGGAGUGUGCAGUAACGGUAGCAGAUUAAGCGUGAGUGUUGGUGGUAGCGAUUUUAGUGGUGUCAACAGUAACAUGCAACCGUUAGACUUAUCUUCGUCGCCACUAUUAACGGUUUCACCCACGCAAACGAUUAUCCGGUCGUCGUCGUCUCCGUCCGUUAUCGCAGAUGAUUUUUUUUACAAGCGUAAACGCGUACGACGUCGACGUGUUCGGCCAAAACGUUUGAACCGAUCAUCGUUGGGUCGUCGUGGAGGUAAUUACGAAGAGGAUGACACGUCGGUGAGUGAUGGUGAUGGUGAUUAUGAUGUGGUAAAAAAUAGUUAUAGAGACAAUGGUAAUGAUGAUGUUGGUAGUUGUGUUAACGAAGAGGCUGAUGGAAGUAUUACAGAUGAACAAAAUAACUCGAUGAUGGGAGAAAAAGUUGGAGGUGGAGGGAUGGAUGAAGAAUAUGAAGGUCCUAAACCGGCCAAAAUACAAAAAAGACUAGGUGAAGGGAUAGGUAAUCGUAAAAAUAACAACAACGAUGACGAUUUCUAUGAUAAAGCGGCAUCUGUGGUGACCUCGGCCGUAAAAACAACGGUAGCGGCCAUAAACUGUUGUGAUGGUGACAAUGGUCAAAAUAUUGUCAAUGACGCUUUAUCAAGGAACAUAGCGAUGAAAGGACCACUGGAAGUAAAAAAAGAAUUCACUGAAAUCGACAGAACCGAAGCGGACGAAUUAGACGAAAACCAGGAAAAGAGUGCAGCAUUACAUUCGCCUAUAAACAAAAGGAUUAAUGGCACUGGUCACCAUCCUUAUAAUAUGCAUCACACAUCCAGGAGUAUUAUGAAUGGUCUUGCAACGUCUUCAUCGCCGUCUUCACUAGCGAAGUCGCUAGAUACAAUUACUACCAGCAGCAACAGUCACCAUAAUUUCCACCGGCAUUGGUUAGACAUGGCAAACGAUUCUGUUAACAACAGUAACAUGAUGGACGUGGAUGGAUCGGCGGAUGACAACUCAAUGGCGGCCGCGGCAGCCGCGGCUGCUGCCGCUCUGCUCUUUAGCCCUCCGUCGUCCGUCGGCAGUGGUAUCUCGCCCGGUGGACCAUUAUCGUCCUUACACCCCAACUCGCAUCUUGCACAUCACCACGCCUUGUCACCACUGGCACCGCUCGCCCUGCCACCUCAUUCGGCUGCGGGCAUCGGGUUGUCGCCUGCACAUCAUCAUCAUCAUCAGCACAUCCAACAGCAACUACAACAGUAUGCGGCGGCUGCUGUUGCCGCAGCCACCGCAGCAGCCGCGGCCGCAGCCGCAGCGUCUUCGACAGGUGAUUCGACAUCACCACCUCCAAAUUUGCCACUGUCUUUGCCUCCGAUGGCGCAUCACUACAACCAAAACAACAAUAUCAGUGGUACAAACAAACGCAGAAGUACCAGUGGUACAGGAUUGACAGUACAACAACAGCUGUACCGAAGAAGUGGGACUCCUACGUCCUCCACAACAUCAUCGCCUUCACCAAGACUAUUGAAUUCUAAAAAUGACGCUGAUACGACCACAAGCAGUACUGGUUUGCACGAAAACAGCAGCUUUUCGACAUCUGGACUCCCGACUACCACGACAACUGUGCUCUGGCCACCUUUGGGCCUUCUCACUGCAGCGCAUCAGCAACAUCAUCACAGUAUGUCAUCACCUCCAAAGUUUCAGCAACUAUUUGGUUCGUCGGUUAACUCUCUGGCCACAGUUACAGCUGGAUCACAAGUCCUACCAUCAUUACCACCACCACCAAUUUCAUCGCCUUCGUCUUCAUAUCGACUUCCAUCCAAAGAAACAAACGGUAUGUCAGUGACCACUACUAACGGUAUUGUUACUGGUAACGAUAUUGGAAUUGGUGCUGAGAAUGCAAUGAACGCAGACGAAGAUGACGCGGCAAUUGACGAUGAGGAAGAUGAAGAAGACGAAGAAGAUGAAGAAGAAGAGGAGGAGGACCUUGAUGAUGACGAUAUUGAAGAAGGUGAAGAAGAUGCAGAUGAAGAAGAAGGAGAAAGAAAUGCAGAUGGUGGCGAUGGAAAUGCUGCACAAACUCGGCGAUUGCGCAGGCAACAAGUCAGACGUUUACGACAACUACAACGUGCUAGUAACGGCAAUAACAAUGCAAAUGAUGGCACUGAUUCAGGCAUAACUACAAGCUACCGCCAGCACUGGCAACAGCCUUCAACUACCACAACUUCUGCCAGUUCUCUGUCACAGCAGCAACAUCAACAUUCCAUUGGAUCAUCUUCUCAACAUCAUAUUGAUCCGGAGCGUUUAAAAGCAUUCAAUAUGUUUGUCCGGUUGUUUGUGGACGAAAAUUUAGAUAGACAAGUGCCAAUUAGCAGACAGCCCAAAGAUAAGGUACAGGCAAUUAUUGACUCGUGUGGACGACAGUUUCCUGAACUUUCAGACAGGUCACGUAAGCGUAUCAGAACUUAUUUGAAAUCAUGUCGCCGUAAUAAGCGAAAUACGCCACAAUCCGGAGGUGUUUCAUCGUCACCUCCUCCACCCACUAAUCCAUGGCCAGCAAAUGGUUCCUCUUCUGAUCCAACAGUACAACCGCAAAGACCCACUCCAGCACAUUUAACAAGUGCCCAGGCUGAAACUAUAUUGGCAGUAGCUUGUCAACGAGAGUCGGAUAAUGCUCGACGAAUGCGUCUUGGUCUUGAACCCGUUGCACAGCCUUAUCCGUAUUCGGUUGCUUCAACAUCGACAUCUAAUGUAUUUCAACAACCUUCUGGUACUCUACUAUUAAACCAAAAUGGAAGUAGCGGAGCCACAUUACAAAUGUCCUCCACGUCAUCGGAUGAAGAUGCCGGUGCAGGUGAUAGCAGUUUUGAAAAAACGUCCACUAAUGCUAUUGAAGCUGAUACUGAGCAUCGCAAUGGUAACGACAAAGCAGAAAACCGAGAUGGCUGUGACCGUCGAGAAGUAACUGAAUCUGUUGAAGGAGGUUCUGGUGGUGAUUUGGCAAACAUGACCAAUACUGCUAAUGACGAAUUGAACUUGUCAAAUGUGACUAGUGGAACUAGCGUUACAUCUUCAUCUCCUAAUAAUAAUGAAACUGCUGGACCGACCGACCUGAGUGUUAAUAAAUCUUUUUCUGCUACCACCCACAGUAUGGGUACUAGUACUAUGGCUGCUAUUCCUCCGGCACCAACAGGAGGCGGAUACAUGAGCGGUGCUGGUUUUAGAGGCCUCUCUACAUCAACAUCAACUACGACUGUCAACCACCGUCGAAUCAGCAGUAACAACUCGUCCUCAACUACUGGUAUGCUACAGCUGUUUCCAACCAUGAACACGACAUCCAGUAUCUCCAGUGGCACUACGCCCACGCUUCCAAUACAACCAUCGAUGCUUAACCAAACAACACCACCAGUACAACCGAGCAGUAAACUUUUAAACAAAGCCGACGUGGUAACUGUAAGGCAACUCAUUGCUGGUUACAGGGAAUCAGCGGCUUUCCUAUUACGUUCUGCUGAUGAAUUAGAACAUCUUUUGUUAUUGCGAGGAUAAUUUCGAUAUUUAAAUACUGUAGAAUAGUCAAAAACACGUGUUAAUUUUUUUUUUUUUUUUAAUAUCUCUGUUUUUGUGUAAAGU